GACUGUUGUGGAGUUGUUUUGAUUGACUGCUGCCAGAGAAUCGGUCCUAUAUAAGCCCGAAAUCCGAUCUAUCAAACAGUUCAAAUCGAACAUUCGACCCAAGUCUUUGGAAUAUGAAGUUCAUUUUGGUUUUGGCUUGCCUGGCCCUUUAUGUGGCCUACACCUCUGCCCAGGACAACUGCAUUGGACGUCCCGUGUUCCAAGUAUGCACUGGCGGCAGGGAUGAAGGUCACAACCGCAGUAGGCGGUGUGCAGCAAGAUUCAUGCGAGAGAUGUGGUGGUAUAACACACGGGCCAGGGACUGCCAAAAGAUGAGAUAUCUGGGCUGUGGCGGCAACAACAACCGCUACUGUUCCCUCGACAGUUGUCGCAGGAAGUGCAGACGCCGAUCCUGAUGAUGAUGCUGAUCCUGUCCUGAUUCUUUUUCUGAUGAACGAUUCCGAUAUAAAAUAAAUACUACACUAUCCAGCGCAAAUCUAUUGGCCUUAUCGAUCGUGUCCCAUGCAUAUAAUUGUAUACACUGGUUUAAUUAUAA
Molecule: messenger RNA, 535 nt
Organism: Drosophila persimilis
Lineage: Eukaryota; Metazoa; Arthropoda; Insecta; Diptera; Drosophilidae
Product: kappaPI-actitoxin-Avd3d-like
Exons: 2
Coding region: 114-395 (93 amino acids)
Molecular function (GO): serine-type endopeptidase inhibitor activity
Source: RefSeq, a predicted model, not a curated record